Scleropages formosus (Asian bonytongue) is the source of this 1853-nucleotide messenger RNA. RefSeq names its product cytochrome P450 2C20-like. The transcript has 10 exons. The record is from RefSeq and is a predicted model, not a curated record. Gene Ontology annotation, biological process: xenobiotic metabolic process. Gene Ontology annotation, cellular component: cytoplasm; intracellular membrane-bounded organelle. Lineage: Eukaryota; Metazoa; Chordata; Actinopteri; Osteoglossiformes; Osteoglossidae. The coding region runs from base 198 to 1676 and encodes 492 amino acids. Gene Ontology annotation, molecular function: heme binding; oxidoreductase activity, acting on paired donors, with incorporation or reduction of molecular oxygen, reduced flavin or flavoprotein as one donor, and incorporation of one atom of oxygen; iron ion binding.
CGGUCUACAUGACAGCUAUUUUUGGAGGGAAACCAAGAUUUACAUAAGACGGGAAGUGCAAAAUCAAAAUUACAAAAAAAGGCAGAGACACAUAAACAGUGGAGAAGACAGAGGGCUGAAGAGAGAAGGGCUUUUGGAAGAGACAGAGAGGCAGUAAGCAAGACGUCUGUCCGUCCAUGCUGGUGUAGAGAGGUGCAAUGGAGAUCUCCAGCACACUGGUCCUAGCAGGACUUGUUUCGGUUCUGCUGCUCUAUUUCAGCUGGAGAGGGGGGAGAAGAAAUGUUCGUCUGCCCCCAGGUCCAAAACCUUUACCCCUUCUGGGGAACUUGUUGCAGAUGGAAAAGAGAGCUCCUAUCAAGAGCUUUGUUAAGUUCAGUAAGAUAUAUGGCCCAGUGGUCACUGUGUACAUUGGACCUCAACGAGCUGUGAUUUUGGUGGGUUAUAAAACGGUGAAGGAGGCCUUGUGUGACCAAUCGGAUGAUUUCGCUGACCGAGCUCCAGCUCCAGUCGCGCAAAAAAUUGUGAGAGGCUAUGGUUUAAUUGCCAGUAAUGGAGAACGCUGGCGGCAGCUGAGACGAUUCACAUUGAGCACACUCAGAGACUUCGGUAUGGGACGCAAGACCAUGGAGGAGUGGAUUCUGGAGGAGAGCAAAUACUUGAUUGACAGCUUCUCCAAUACAGACUCAUCUCCUUGUGACCCCACCUACAUCUUGGGUCGAGCUGUGUCCAAUGUGAUCUGCUCCCUCGUCUUUGGCCAACGAUUUGAGUACCAGGACAACAGAUUCCUGCGCCUUCUCCAAAUUCUCAAUGCAGCACUACGUUUUGGCAGCAGUCCGUUGGGUUCGCUGUACAAUACCUUUCCCAGACUGAUGGACCACCUGCCUGGGCAUCACCAUAAAAUUUUUGCUGAAGUAGAUGAGCUUAAGGCUUUCAUCAUCGAGAAAAUCCACCAACAUGAAGAGACCCUGAGCCCUCAUUCACCCCGAGACUUCAUUGACUGCUUCCUUGUUAAACUCAAGCAGGAGAAGGAUAAUCCAUCUACUGAAUUCCAUUAUGACAACAUGGUAGCAACUGUCUUCAACCUUUUCACGGCUGGAACUGAGACUACCAGCACAACCCUCAGAUACGCCUUGAUGAUGCUCAUCAAAUACCCAGAAAUACAAGAGAAGGUCCAUCUUGAGAUUGACACAGUAAUUGGAAAAGAUCGUCAACCAACAAUGGAGGAUAGAAAGUCCCUCCAUUUUACAGAUGCUGUGAUCCAUGAGGUGCAGCGUUACUUGGAUUUGAUCCCUUUCAGCGUUCCUCAUUAUGCUACUCAUGACAUUUCUUUCAGGGGCUACACCAUUCCCAAGGGAACAGUUAUCAUUCCAUUUUUGCACUCUGUGUUGAGGGAUGAAAUGCAGUGGGAGUCUCCUUUGACUUUUAAGCCAGGACACUUCUUGGAUCACAAUGGAAACUUCAAGAAGAACUCUGCUUUCAUGGCCUUCUCUGGAGGUAAGCGGGUCUGUGCUGGGGAGUCCCUAGCAAGAAUGGAACUCUUCCUUUUCCUCGUCACUUUACUGCAGCGCUUCACCUUCUCUUGUCCUGGGGGACCAGACAGCCUGGACCCUACCCCUGAAUUUAGUAAUUUUGGCAGUGUGCCACGCCAGUACCAGCUCAUCGCCACUCCUCGCUAACCACUACAGGGAGUGUGUGAUAACAUAUCAUAUUGCAUGCUAACACAGAGACCAAAGCAUCAGUGAAGCAAGUUGUCAAAGGGAUCAACAAUCAUAUACAACUACUUGUAUCUAUGGCAAGAAAAAUAUAUCAAAAUGACUGUCAACUUUUUGUAUUAAAAAAAUGGUAUUAAUACC